UUCCGCGCUGCUGGUUAGACUUACCUCACCUCCAUGACUACUGUUAUUUUAGGUUUGCUCAAAAGCGAUUGCAAUCAGCUUCAGAAGAUGAGUGAAGUUUGCGGAUGUGCUGGAUUGAGCCGGAAUGUGGCCGAGCGACAUGCUUAACAUCAGUCAUGCGGGAAUUCAUCCUCUUAACAAUGACUCAUGUGUUAAUGGAGAGUCAAAACGCACGGAGUCCACAUCUAACAUUACAGCACCUGCUGCGUGAAAUACGGUUCUGUUGGAUGAUUAUCGACGAUCAUGUUUUAAUCUGACUCCAUCCUUCAUCCCGAAAUACGAAAGAUCUUAAGACUACAGGAGACGGAUGAUUUCUGUGUAGAUCGGACUGGUGGAAAUGUUCCCCGUCUGACACGGCAUCAGUCGGGCAUAUGUCUGAAGUCUGGUCCACUCUAUUUUGUAAUGACGGUAAUCACGAAGACAAAUAAGAAGAAACAUGGCGCAGGUCGGUAGCCUUGGAAGUUUAAGGUUGGAGUCGUCGCCAGCCUUUUUCCCUGCGAUGGAGAGCACCGAGUCUGCGUGGCUGGGGGACCGCUUACAAGAUAUACCGCAGAUGGUAGCUGAACUUCGGCUUGUGGGUGACAGCAUGAAACAGAUUAAAAAGCUUCUGCAGGAUUUCUGUGACUCAUGUGGAUCCACCCAGGACGAGGUGGACACAGCACUCCAGGGCUUGAUGGCCUCUCUCCAGCCCCUGAGGGAGCGCCACCCCUCCAUGGCUCACCCCCCUUUAAGCCAUGCCAUCUCAGCCCUUCUUGGCUCCCUCAGAGAAGCACUGCGUCCGAGCAGGACGUCCGAGACGAAGCGCUACAGCGAGAUCUUCCGUGAUUUCGACAACCUGGAGCUGUCGCUCAUCCAUGAGACUGUGGAGGACCUGCUACCAGACCCAGACACCAUAUCCAACGCAGAGACGGAAACCACAGAGAUCACGGAUCCGGAAGAACUGACGCCUGAAGAAGGCCUCGACGUCGAGAUUCGGGUUGAUGAAGACCAAAAAGAAGGAUCUUCACCAGCCCAGCAUGCAGACCUGUUGCUGCGCCGCUGCGAGGGCGGCGUGGAUCUGGCCCUGCAGUACUCCAAGAUGUGGUGCCGCUAUGCUAAGGAACUGCUCUCUUGGAUGGAGAAGAGAUUCAGCUUAGAGCAAGAGUUUGCCAAGAAUGUCACCAAGGCAGCAGAAGCAGCCAAAUCUUGCGUCUCCCAGCAGGACUCUAUGCCUCUGCAGUACAUCUACAUCAUGGUCAUGGAGCGAGACAUGAAGAACAGCCAAGAGGCCAAAAAGACUGGAGAGAUGCUGCAUCAGCGUUGCUACCAGGCUCUCGCAGCCAAGAAGAACGAAAUAGACAAAUGGCGUCGGGAGUUCAAGGAGCAGUGGGCGAAGGAGCAGAAGAAGAUGCACGAGGCAGUGUCAGCACUGAAGAAGGCCCGGCAGCAGUACAUCCAGCGCUGUGAGGACCUGGAGAAGGCCAAGGCCAUGAGCAGCAAGGCCGAGGAAGAGCUGGGCGGCUACAAGACGCUCGACAAGCGCAGGAAGUCCAGGGAUGAGGCGCAGACCAAGAUGAAGGAGGCAGAGGUGCAGUACCGGCAGUGUGUGACCGACGCCAACGCACACCAGGAGGAUCUGGAGAGGGUGAAGGAGAAGAUCAUAGCCCACAUCCGCAAGCUCAUCCAGCAAGGCGACACCGUGCUGAAGGAGGCCACGGUGAACAUGUUUCACCACCUGCGUCUGCACACAGAGGCCAUCCCCCAGGGCUACUUCAGCCUGGAGCAGACCUGCCGGCCCUACGAGCCCGGCGAACCGUACCACAGCUACAUCCUGAAGCAGCAGCGCCGUCCCCAGCCGCUCCAGGCCUACAUCUUCCAGGAGUUCACCCCACAGAGCAGGAGGUCUCCCCCUAGUAGCCGACGCAAAACCAGCAACCCCAUAGGACCCGACUCAGAUGACCGGCCCGGCAGCUACGGAGACAGCAAGAAGGCCGGCUGCAGUGACUCUGAUAGCAUUGGGGGGAGUAUGGAGUCUCUGACCAGCCCAGCCCGGAAGCUCCUGAAAGCACCUUCCACCGGCACCAUGUCAUCCGAUGACCUGGAGGACAAAGAGCCGGGGAUUUCAUAUGAAAUGGAUCCCACUGAGGACGGCAAUGGGACACUAGGGCCCGUGUGCAAAAUGCGAUCCAGAGCUGCGCUGACACACAAGUUUAAGAAGACAAAGAGCAAGAUGUCCAAGUGCAAGCAGUGCGACAACUACCUCCUGGUGAACGGCCUCGAAUGCGAGGAGUGUGGCCUGGCAGUGCACAGGAAGUGCCUGGAAGUAUGCCAAAUAGAGUGUGAUCACAAGACAGGCACAGUGUUCGGGGUCAAAUUCUCCUUGGUGCAGACUGACAUCUCAGGGAAGGUGCCGUUCCUCGUGCAGCGCUGUACCACCGAGAUUGAGAGCCGGGCGCUGACAGUGCAGGGUGUGUAUCGUGUCAGUGGUUCCAAAUCCCGCAUCCAGAAGCUCUGCCAGGCCUUCGAGACACAGAAGGACCAGGUUGACCUCUCUGACGUCUCGCCCCAUGACAUCACAUCCGUCCUCAAGCACUUCUUCAAAGAGCUUCCAGAGCCGUUGAUGACCAGUGACCUUAAUGAUGACUUCAUCAUGGUGGGCAGGGUCAUCCAAGGCUUGGCCGAGAAGGAACCAACUCCAGAAACCAUUGGAACAAUAGAAAAAAUCGUGCAGAGCUUGCAGGAGCUUCUGAAGAAACUGCCCGUGUAUAACUACAGCACGCUACAUCACAUGAUCACACACCUGCACAGGGUAGCGGAAAAUGAUGAGGAAAACAAGAUGUGCCCUGCCAACCUGGGCAUCGUGUUCGGCCCCACCCUCCUGGGCCCCCUGGAGUCCGGAGACGUCACCGAGAUGACCUUGAUGACUAACUCCCAGUCCCAGAUCGUGGAGUUCCUCAUCUGGCACCACGAUAAGGUCUUCGGCCCCCAGUCCGAGGUCAGCCCUCUGACCACCACGUCCCUACCCGAAACUCCGGACAAUGUGACCUCCACCCCCCUGCAUAAUAGCACCCCCCAGGACUCGAAGCCCUCGGCCCAGGAACGACCACGGUCCUUAGAGAAUCACACGCUCAAGAGAGACUCCAGUGAGGGCUAUAUAUCGGACAAGUCUUCGUCCAAUGAGGCGGUGGACCAGCUCAGCCCUGAGACCAGUGAGGGAGCAGUCCUGGCUCUGAGCGUGUCGCUGGCCCCUUCCCCAAGCGACCCGGCCCCAGCCCCCGACUCGCUCCCCGGGCAGCCGCAGGAACACCUGAGCAAGCAGUCAGUCAAGUACCAGCUCCCGCCCGCGGCGCUCAGCGCUCACCUGCGCGCCACGGUCCUGCGAAUGGGUCACGGAGUGGGGGAGGAGAGGAGCGCGAGCCGGGAGAGAGGGGAGACGGGCCAGCCCAGGAGCACCAACAGCAGCCGCAGCUCCUCCCCUGAGCAUGGGGCCGUGAGGCAUUCCCGGCGCCGGCUGGAGAUCACCCCAGAGACGGCGCGGCUGCUGCACAAAGCCGGACACGCCCCCAGCAUCCAGGCUCACUCACACCUGUCUCCAGUCAAGCAUGAGGCAGGGCCAGAUGCGUCCAAUGGUACGCCGGGUGACUCCGGGGAGGCGGAGUCAAAGGAUAAAAGGCAUUCUUUGGGCAAACUGAACAGCAAUCAGUCCAAUAACAAGCCAGGAGACCGGGGGGGGGACUCAGAUCGGCAAAUCAAGAGGCACCCAUCGGAUGAGAGGACCGCCCAAAAGAUCCUGUCUGGACUGAAGCUGAAACGUAAUCACUCAGGAAAGGGAGAGCAGGUCCAGUUUGUGUGAGGGGAAAUGGACUCAUGAUACAAGCUGGAUUUGGGUGGGGUGACAACCCUACUGGCAACAACAUGCACUGCCCGGACAAAAAGAAACGUCUUUAAAUCAGCAAGUACUUCAGAGUCAAUGACUGGAUCAUUAUUACAGCUCAGCAACAUUAUGCAGCAAUAAAGUGAAGUCAGCUAAGUACCUGAAUCUACCCAACGGCCAGGUUAUCCCAUCAAUGGAUGUUUUUCUUUCCGAACAGCAUGGGCAUAUUACAGGACGAGAACGCCAAGAUUCAUCACCCGCGAUUUGUCAAAGAGUGGUUCCGGGAGCAGAAGGAAUCAUUUUCACACAUGAUUUGGCCACCACAGGGUCUUGACCUUAAGCACAUUGAAAGUCUUUUUGACAUAUUCUGUAGAAGACUUUGCAGAGUGGUUCAACAAGAUCCCAGCGAGAAAUGAAUGUGAAUCUGGAUAAAUGUUGAGAUGUGGAAACAGUGCACCAUAAUCAAAGCUAAAGGCGGGACAAUGAAAUAUUAAAGUGUGAUUUUUAAAUUUUUUUUUUGGGCCGGGCAGUGUAUAAAAAUACAGAGACUCUCACAUAGGAAUACACACAUACAGAACUGGACAUGUGUAUUCUAUCCCCCCCCCCCUCCCCCGGACUGCAAACACUGAGAAGGGGCAUGGCAAACAUUUCUCAUAGGGACUGAAGGAAUUUUCCAGCCCAUAUAAAAAGGCUGAGUACAUUGGUUAAACUGAUGAGAGGGCAGCCUACUGUAGACAGACAAUGACGUAGUAGGUGGGCAGCACCUAAAAUAUGCAUUCAAACCUUUCAGGGACCCCAGAUGUAUUUCCUGGACUUGUAGCUCCAGCCAAAUUGAUGGUGUUACGAGAAAAAAGUUCUUGUGACAGUCACGAGUUUUAAGACUGUUUUUUUAUUUUUUAACUAUGAUUGUACUUGGUUCCCUGCUGAGCCUGUUCAUAUUGAGAUAUAAAUGACAUUAUUAAAAAGACUUUAUACUCA
Molecule: messenger RNA, 4870 nt
Organism: Paramormyrops kingsleyae
Lineage: Eukaryota; Metazoa; Chordata; Actinopteri; Osteoglossiformes; Mormyridae
Gene: gmip
Product: GEM interacting protein
Biological process (GO): negative regulation of GTPase activity; signal transduction; activation of GTPase activity
Cellular component (GO): plasma membrane
Molecular function (GO): GTPase activator activity
Source: RefSeq, a predicted model, not a curated record